AUUUAAACUUUGCACCUUCCAACAAUACAUCUAUGAACGAAUAUGUAUAUGCCUCAAGUAAUAAUUCAUUCAAUUUAGGUGCGGAUUUAUCUAGUAGUCGAUUCAAUAAUACAGCUAACGAUGUUUCUGCGGAC
Molecule: messenger RNA, 134 nt
Organism: Dentiscutata erythropus
Lineage: Eukaryota; Fungi; Glomeromycota; Glomeromycetes; Diversisporales; Gigasporaceae
Source: the annotation of a GenBank genome assembly